Molecule: messenger RNA, 1072 nt
Organism: Opisthorchis viverrini
Lineage: Eukaryota; Metazoa; Platyhelminthes; Trematoda; Opisthorchiida; Opisthorchiidae
Exons: 7
Coding region: 1-1005 (334 amino acids)
Source: RefSeq, a predicted model, not a curated record
AUGCUGCGACUGAAGUCAACAGCUGCCGAAGAUAUCAAAGGUGUAUUAUUUGAGGAUCAUCUUUGCUGCUUCACAACUGCUGACGAAAUUGUUGGUUCAUAUGAGUGUAUAGCUGAAAGGGACACUCAUGGUCCUGAAGAACAUCAGGGGCUUAUUAGAAUUACUGCAUCAACGAAAGGAAAACUUGACAGCACGCAGUUCGUUACAACCCUGGAUGCAUUGAUUGAUUUUAACCUUAAAACGAUAUCCCAGAUUCAUGUAGAAAAGCUGACGUCCGCAGAUAAUGUGUCUACCAGAACUGUUUCUAUAAAUCGCACGAUAGACGGAUACGAGGCUGGCAGGGAAGUGAUUGAAAACAACAAGAAAACCUUUGAAAAAUUUUACUAUACCGAAAAAUGCUUGGACGGUUUCUUGUCCGAGGGGGCGACUCUGCUUCUUCAGAGGUUAAUGGUGAAGAGAGGACUGAAAAUUUAUUUUGAAUGUGUCGGUUUGGAUUCCGAAUGUCAUCCUUGUAUGAUUUCCUACACCUGCCUUAAUGACCGCACUCUACCGAUUGGUAAACAGGAAGUUCGGGUGAAAGGCUUUGAGCGAACCGUACAUUCUGCCGUUGGGUUACCUUCGUCUUGGCAAACUUACUUCAUGGCAGACGGACACCUAAUUCUGAGGCUGCAAGUUGGGUCUCCGAUCGUUAUCAAGGUGCAAGAAGUACCAGAGCGAUUCGUGCAAGACCAAUUUCUGAAACAGCCGGAGAUUUCUCGACCGGAAUUCAACUGGAGGGAUGAUAUGGAAUUAUACUCUCGUUUUCUCAGUCAAAAGGAUGCUAUCAAAGCGGACUAUCUUCUCUAUUUGAGAAAACAUCCAGUCGUCAAAGAAAUAUUGGCUGACUUCCUUCAAGCAUUACUUAUGCACAAACCUGACGAUACCAUCGAAUUCGCCGUGGAAUUUUUCAAAAGUUUCUCAUCCUACGGCCUGCCAACAAAGUUACACUUGAGCACGCACAACUGACUACUUCGUUCAGGGCGCGCGCUUACUCUCCCACCUAAUAUUUGAUUGUCCCGACUGGCAUCUCAGU